This is a messenger RNA of Racocetra persica, 182 nucleotides long. The record is from the annotation of a GenBank genome assembly. NCBI's taxonomy places the organism in Eukaryota, Fungi, Glomeromycota, Glomeromycetes, Diversisporales, Gigasporaceae.
UUAUGUCUUAUUUGGUCUUUUAUUUGAAAAAAGAAGUAGAAAAUACCAAAAAUGAAUAUCUCAGAGCACCUGAAAAUGAGAAACAAGAAUGGUUGAAAAAGAGAACAAUGAUUCAACAAACUUCAUUGCAAUUGACACAUCAAUCUUCAUUUGCUAUUCCCAAUGAUUUUAAUUUUGAAUAA